Molecule: messenger RNA, 1118 nt
Organism: Sander lucioperca (pikeperch)
Lineage: Eukaryota; Metazoa; Chordata; Actinopteri; Perciformes; Percidae
Product: gastrula zinc finger protein XlCGF17.1-like
Exons: 1
Coding region: 29-1105 (358 amino acids)
Biological process (GO): regulation of transcription by RNA polymerase II
Molecular function (GO): RNA polymerase II cis-regulatory region sequence-specific DNA binding; DNA-binding transcription factor activity
Source: RefSeq, a predicted model, not a curated record
ACAGCUUCAUCAAAGACAAACUCACCACAUGGAAACAGAAGCUGAUGGAGAGGACUGUGGAGGACCAGAACCAGCCAGGAACUCACAUCCACUUUUACAACCAGAGACUGAAGACCAGACUGGAGACUCUUCUGAUCCUGAGACUGAUGACAGUGCUGAUUGGAAGGAGACCAGAGAACCUCAGUCAGCUUUAAACUCUCUGAAACAUGAUUCAAGAAGUAAGAAACGAUUCAGCUGCUCGGAGUGUGGGAAAGUAUUUGGCUUCAAGACACAUCUGAAGAGACAUACGAUUACUCACACAGGAGAAAAAACAUUCAGCUGCUCUCAGUGUGGGAAAAGAUUUGGCCACAAGGCAGAUCUGAAGAGGCACAUGAGAACUCACACAGGAGAAAAACCUUUUAGCUGCUUAGUUUGUAAGAUUUUUUUUACACAGAGUGGAGAUUUACAAAGACACAUGAGAAUCCACACAGGAGAGAAGCCUUUUAGCUGCUCAGUUUGUAAUAAAUCUUUUACACAGAGCGAAUAUUUACGGUCACACAUGAGAACUCACACAGGAGAAACACCUUUCAGCUGUUUGGUUUGUAAGAAAUCUUUUACACAGAGUGGAAGUUUACAGAAACACAUGAGAAUCCACACAGGAGAAAAACCUUUUUGCUGCUCUGAGUGUGGUAGAGCUUUCACUGUUAGUGGAACCCUGAAGACACACAUGAUGACUCAUUCUGGAGAAAAACCUUUUAGCUGCUCAGUCUGUAAGAAAUCUUUGACACACAGUGGAGCUUUAAAGAUACACAUGAGAAUCCACACAGGAGAAAAACCUUUUAGCUGCUUAGUUUGUAAUGCAUCUUUUAUACAGAGUGGAAGUUUACGGUCACACAUGGUAGUCCACACAGGAGAGAAAAGAUUCAGCUGCAGUGUUUGUAACAAAAGAUUUUCCCGGCGUUCUCAUGUCAAAACACAUAAAUGUGUUGGUCAGAUGGAAACAGAAGCUGAUGGAGAGGACUGUGGAGGACCAGAACCAGCCAGGAACUCACAUCCACUUUUCCAACCAGAGACUGAAGACCAGACUGGAGACUCUUCUGAUCCUGAGACUGGUGACAUGGAAUAAUGUUUGUGCCUUU